Molecule: messenger RNA, 1074 nt
Organism: Rotaria sordida
Lineage: Eukaryota; Metazoa; Rotifera; Eurotatoria; Philodinida; Philodinidae
Source: the annotation of a GenBank genome assembly
AUGUGUCAGGAACUACCAACAUUUGACUAUAAAGAUCAUUGCCAAGAAGAAGAAAUUGUUCUUGAAAGAUCAAGUAAUGAUAACGAUACUUCUCUUGGCUUUAGGAUUGCUGGAGGAAAUGAUCAACCUUUCGUCGAAAAUUUUACAUCUAUUAUUGUGAUUCAUAUAACUGAAAAUGGUCUAGUAGAUAGAGAUGGACGCUUAAAAUUAUAUGAUAUAAUCUUACGUGUAAAUGGUGUUGAUUAUUCAAAUAUUAAACAUCAAACAGCUGUUCGAAUAUUGAAAAUGUCCAGAAAUAUAGUUCGAUUAUUAAUUCGUCGUCUUGUACCUCAAUUAAUUGAAGUAAUUGAACUGAAACAUUCAAAUGGAAAAUUAGGAAUUGAAAUAGCUGGUGGCAUUGGAACUUCUAUAAAAGUCAAUAAAAACAACUAUUCAAUCAUUACUACAAAAAAUGAUCACUAUGUAAAUUUCAAAGCAAUUAGAGCCUUACCACUUCUGUACGAGCGUACAAAUGAGCAGCCAUUAAUAAAAUCAUUCGAUUUUGAGGAUUAUCAAAGAUAUGAAAAUCGCAAAUCGUUACCUUCUAAUGUUUUUACUCAUCAUCUAUCAAAGUUAGAAAAUCUUCAAUUAAAUAGUAAUCAUCUACAUUCUCUACCUAUGUCAUUUUGGUAUCUAACAGCAUUAAGAGAAUUAAAUCUUUCAAAAAAUUGUUUCUUUACAAUUCCUCAAGCAAUUUUAAAUUUAACUAAUCUACAACUUCUUGAUUUUUCAUUCAAUCAAAUCACAGAGAUAAAGAAUGAAAUUGAAUUGUUACAAGUAGAUGAAUUAAAUUUAAAUAAUAAUAAAAUUUCUAAAAUCUCUACUAAAAUAUCAAAAUGUAAACGAUUAAAAAUUCUUCGAUUAGAUAAUAAUAAUCUCGAGUUAAAAUCAAUUCCUAUUUCAUUAUUAAAAUAUUCAACUGUAUCACAAUUAAGUGUUAAAGGGAAUCGUUUUAAUUACAAACAAUUUCAAUUGGUUGAAGGUUAUGAUUACUAUGAAAAACGAUAUACGGCAAAUCAACGAAAAAAAGAUUAA